AGUUUUUUUUAUAUAUAUAAGAGUAUCUAAUUAAAAUUUAUAAAUAAAAAAUGACUGCCAAUCUAAUGACUGGUGAAGUUGAUUCCUUGUUUUUAAAAGCUAUUUUUCUUCUGCAUUCAAAAAAUGCUGAUUCAACUCAACAGUUGCAAGAUUUGUUACAUGAUUACAAAGAAAAGACAUUUGGAUUUUCAAAAGCUAGAAAUGAAAUAGUAGAAGAGAUAAAAAUUGAGCCAAGCACAGAAAUUGAGGAUAAAAAAGAACUUAUAAAUACUGUUGAAGAAGUUGCUUCUAACUUCAAUGAUGAAAAAAAAGAAUUGUUUACAAAAUUCGAAGAGUCAAUUAUUGAAGAGGUUUCUUCAGCAAGUUCUUUUGAGCCUAUAUUAAAAAAAAAAAAGAUGGCCUCCACAGAAGCUUCUCGGUCCUCAGAUUUUAUUUUUAAUGACGAUCUAUCUUUAGAUGAGUUGGUAGACUACAGUGAGCGUAUGUGUAAUGUUUGUUCUGAUAGGCAGUAUGAAGAAGAUAAUUGUAUUGUUCAAUGCUCUGAGUGUCACUUACAUUAUCAUCAAAAAUGUCAUGAACCUGUUGUUUGUACAAAAGAUAUGAAUGACCCUCGUUUAAUCUGGUAUUGUUCAAAGUGCACUAAACAAAUUAAAAAAGAAAUGGUUGCUCAUCAAUUUGUAGGUAAAUCGUCAGCUGAUAAUCAAGUUUUGAAUAUGAAAAGUUCUAAAUCUACUAAUCAAAGUCAGCCAUUUCGAAGACCAGUUAGCUCAACUGAAUCAAAGCAUCAUAAUUUGAAGUGAAUUUUUCUUAUCAAAAAUUCAUAAAAAAUGGAACUACUUCGUUUACAAAUUCCACAAUCAAGUCAAUCUUAUGUUGAUAUAAAUUGCUGUCUCUCAAAGUCACACAAUAACCUAUAUAAAGAACGUUCAAAAAGGAUUUUUGAUGAAGAUGUUACUUUAGCUACCCAGAGAAGUUUGCAUCAUUUUAAGUAUAAAUACUCUGAUGAGAAAAAAAAUGUUUUGCCAUUUGAAGAUUCUAGAGUCGAUAAACCGGAAUACUCUGCAAAAAAGUCUGAUCUCACAAGCAAAAAAAACACUGGUUUUUACAAUGAAUUAGAGGUAAUUGGUAAAAGUAUGGCAUGGAAUAAAGAACGUUUAGAAUUUGCAAAAUUCCAUAAUCUUAAAGGUUUUACAAAAUAUCCUAACUUCGGACAAUCCUUUAGUAAAAUAAGCUUCUCUGAUGAAAGCAUUCGUCGUAUACCUUUAACAAUUAAUGAGUAUCUUAGAAACGAAGAUGUGCGCUAUUAUGCGAACGAAUUUGCUAUCAAAAAGUUUUUGUUUCAACGAUGGCUCGAAAAUCUUCAACGGUGUGGUGGAAAAUUUUAUCCGAUACCUUUACUUUAACUUACCACAGUGUUUUGAUGACUUUAAAAAGUGAUUUCCUUUUAUUAUUUUGUAAUACAUUAUUUUUGAUGAUUUCAGUAUCUUCUUUUU
Molecule: messenger RNA, 1493 nt
Organism: Hydra vulgaris (swiftwater hydra)
Lineage: Eukaryota; Metazoa; Cnidaria; Hydrozoa; Anthoathecata; Hydridae
Product: integrator complex subunit 12
Biological process (GO): snRNA 3'-end processing
Cellular component (GO): integrator complex
Source: RefSeq, a predicted model, not a curated record